GCGACUCUUCGAAAUCCAACAAAUUUUUAAUUUUUGGAAGAAUGGCGUCCGGUGGCCAGAAGUUCCCACCUCAGAAGCAAGAAAGGCAACCAGGCAAAGAACAUGUCAUGGACCCCAACCCCCAGGCUACCAGCCAUGAAUACAAGCCUGCCAAUAAGCUCCUCGGCAAGGUGGCGUUGGUGACGGGUGGGGAUUCAGGGAUAGGAAGGGCAGUGUGCCACUGCUUCUCACUGGAAGGUGCGACUGUGGCUUUCACAUACGUGAAAGGUCAAGAGGACAAGGAUACCCAAGACACCCUGCAAAUGAUCAAACAAGCCAAGACCCAAGAAGCCAAAGACCCCAUGGCCAUCCCCACCGACCUCGGAUUCGACGAGAAUUGCAAGCGCGUUGUUGAAGAAGUGAUCAAGGCUUAUGGAAGGAUCGACAUCUUGGUCAACAACGCUGCAGAACAGUACAAGGCAGAGUCGGUGGAGGAUAUAAACGAAGAGAGAUUGGAGAGGGUGUUUAGGACAAACAUCUUCUCUUACUUUUUCAUGGUCAGGCAUUCUCUCAAACACAUGAAGGAAGGUAGCUGCAUCAUCUGUACCACUUCCGUGAAUGCUUACAAAGGAAACGCUAAGCUGCUGGAUUAUACAGCGACCAAGGGCGCAAACGUGGCCUUCAUAAGGGGUUUGGCUCUGCAUCUGGCGAGCAAGAGAAUCCGUGUGAAUGGAGUGGCUCCUGGACCUAUCUGGACGCCUUUGAUACCAGCUUCGUUCAGUGAGGAGGAGUGUACUAAGUUUGGAUCGGAGACACCGUUGGGGAGGGCUGGGCAGCCACAUGAGGUGGCGCCGUCCUUCGUAUUCCUUGCUUCUAAUGCGGAUUCGUCUUACAUCACGGGUCAGGUCCUCCAUCCCAACGGUGGGAUGAUUGUCAAUGCUUGAUGAUGAGGAUGAUCAUGAUCAGGAU
This is a messenger RNA of Telopea speciosissima, 948 nucleotides long. RefSeq names its product NADPH-dependent aldehyde reductase 1, chloroplastic-like. Bases 42 to 923 code for a protein of 293 amino acids. Lineage: Eukaryota; Viridiplantae; Streptophyta; Magnoliopsida; Proteales; Proteaceae. The record is from RefSeq and is a predicted model, not a curated record. The transcript is spliced from 2 exons.